Messenger RNA from Coniophora puteana RWD-64-598 SS2, 4622 nucleotides. RefSeq lists its product as uncharacterized. Lineage: Eukaryota; Fungi; Basidiomycota; Agaricomycetes; Boletales; Coniophoraceae. Gene Ontology annotation, biological process: protein transport. The record is from RefSeq and is a predicted model, not a curated record. Bases 110 to 3772 code for a protein of 1220 amino acids. The transcript is spliced from 14 exons.
CUUCAAGCUUCAUCUCCGUCCUUCCGGACCUACGGUGGCUGACAAGGGUUGCUCUUGACGUCUUGUCUUCGGAACCCUUGUCUCCACCCUCUCGUUUCAAUCUUCCGCCAUGGCAGGCAUGUCAGCCUGGGACUCAACUUCGGUCAAGGCGACAUUGAGAACCGCCGCGCAGCGCCUGGGUCAACUUCAAAGCCUGAAGGACACUCACGGACGGGCCCUUCGCCGCGAAAUCGCAGAUUUAUUGCAGCAAGGCGAUGCCUCCCAAGCACGGGCUAAGGCCCAGAGUCUUCUUCGCGAGGAAGCAGAUGCAGAUCUCAUGGAGAUAUUGGAAAUGCACAUAGGUGUUAUCCUGGAGCGGUUUCGGGAACUUGAGGAGGGAAAAGCGACAACUCCGGUAUUUAUUGAGGCUGCUGGAAGCAUCAUUGUAGCCGCGCCUAGUGUGUCACUUCCAGACUUUAGUGUCGUGCGCAACAUCUUGGUUCAUCGUUUAGGUCAUCAGUUCGCCCGUUUCGCAAUUGAACAGCAGAACGGCCAUGUAUCACCACGAGUCUUGCGAAUCACCUCCUCGCCUUCUCCGUCAGCCGCUACGAUGAACCAGUUCCUCCAUGGCAUCGCUGCGAGCCAUGGUAUUUCCUGGGUUUCCGAACCUUUGCGCGAGGACAUUCGAGAUGUUCUUCUUCGAAUCUUGGACCCUGUCGGGUCCCACAUGGUGGACCUGGGCCAAUUGCGACACAUGUGCGGGCAAGGCAUCCCCGAUAAUCCUUCAUGGUUACGACCUCGCGUAUGGAAGCUCUUUCUGGGAAAUUUGCCUGCUUCGAAGGCCUCGUGGUCUAAAGAUUCAGAAAGUCAACGAAGGAGUUACUAUGAUCUGGUACAGCGUCUAUUACCGGUUGUGGGCACUUCACUUGGGGAUCAGCCCUCGACUUCCCACGGCAAUCUCUUCACAUUUGCCACUCUCUUGCUGAAUUUGCCGACCCACCUCUCGAGUGUAUUGGUAGACGAACCCAUUUGGCUGAAAACAAGCCCCUCAAGCCAAGAUACCGAUACUGAUACGAAGGACAAUCGCGCCGGGGCCCUGAAUGCUAGAUUAAUAUCCCUCCUUCACAAUCAAUCUGAGUCCACCGACCAGAAAGUACGCGCUGAAAUGAAGCGCUUGGAAAAGAUGGACUUGGCCAGGCUCGACGGCAGUUCUUCUGGCAACGACGACAUUCACUAUGCCCACUUCUCGGCACUCCUGCGCAUCCUGUUCGUUCAUUCAUGCCUCCAUCCAAUGAAGCCACCUCCGUGCUUGCCUUCUGUAUUGGUCCCUCUUUAUUGUGUCUUCAUGAAAGAGCAGGACCCCGCCGACUUAGCACAUACUGAGGCCGAUACCUUUUGGGCGUUUCAAUCCCUCGUCAGCGAGUUUGGCGAACUGUAUGAACAGGAAGGGAGUCGCAAAUGGAUGAAGACCCUAAGUGAGAUGUUGACUGUAGCAGACAAAGAGCUCGCCGAAGACCUACACGCGAAAGGGCUAGACCCUGCACUGCCACAUUAUUCCUACUCUUGGAUCGCUGGUCUCCUGUCCCAGAAUCUUCCUUUCUCUUCUGCAUGCGCGGUAUGGGAUGUACUCCUGUCGAAACCCAUGAGAAGGCGAGACUCAAGCCCCAAGCUUGAUCUCCUUGUUGACAUCUGCACCGCUCUCCUUGUCCGAGCAAAGGUUCCUCUUAUGUGUUUAGGGAAGUCUGAACACCACGUUUCGACUCCAUGGGUCGAGGAAGACCUAGCCCGCAGACCACCUUCACCUCUCCGCCCAUGGGAGCUUAGCGAUGCUUUUUCCGAAGGAAUGACUUUGCUUCAGACCUACCCUGUUGAAACAGCAGGAGGAAUUGAUAGCAUCCUUCAAACUGCCCAUGACAUCUCUCAGAGACGAUCUGACGACGGUAAGGCUCAGAAUGCGACAACGUUAGGUUUGGGAGGGCGGCUGGCGAACGCCAUGUGGAAGGGCUUUACAAACCAAGUCUCCGAGGAAGGCGAGGAUUCGUCUCCGGAAGAAGAAUCUGAGGACAGCUCAGAAGAGGAGGUCGUUGAAGGUGCCGAAGAUGGAAAUGAGACAGAGACGCCCGGGCUUACUUCUCGCCUCGCUAACACCGUCUGGAGAGGUAUCACUAACCAAAGCUCAAUGGAUCCUGUCGAUUCUCCUCCGAGUCCUCUAUCGCCACCACAUUCUCCCCUCGCAUCCCCUCCACCACAGCUUGAAGCAGCCAAGGAGACUAAUCCAUCCUUCUCUCCUGGGCUUUGGAAUUACGCUGAAAAUCUGAAAGAUUCUGACGCGGCGGCAACAAUAGCCAAGGUAAGCUCGAACUGGCGAGCGAGAGCUUGGGAUGUCUGGAGUAGUCGAACCUCAAAAACGUCGAUGUCGGAAAUAUCUUCUCCUAUGAGCACAGUUUCUGAGCUCCCUCCUACGACCAAGGCCUCACCUUCUCUCCGUGACCACUUUCCUCAUGCUGGCAGGCGAGGCUCGUUGCCAGACAUCGUUGACAAUGACCUCCCACCACGGCCUGCUUUCUUCCGCCUACCGCGGGAUAGCUUCUUGCCUCAACCGCGGAGGGGCAACUCAUCGGCGACCGAUAAUCCUUCCAAUUCAGGUGCACACGGAAGUGACUCCCUGUAUAACAUGUCUUUGGCUUCUUUAUCCAGUAUUUUAGGCAAUCCGAAAUCUCCAUCUCCAUCCGCUGGCCCUACCGCGAAUGGAAGCGGACCUCGACCAUUGCUACUUACCUCACACUCACCGAUCACCCCUCGCACUUUUGCUUCAGCAAACUCAUCUUCGCGGUCGACUAGCACAACCUCAAUCACGCAGUGGUCCAAUAUACCGAUCGGACAUUCGACACAAGCCUCUGUAUCCUCUCUGUCAUCCCUCUCACCAUCUGAAGCUUUCUUCAUAUCGGCAAGACAGAGCGCAACGUCCCGGUCUGACCGGGAGUCGGAUCUUGGAGGAAACCGUAGCAAACGCGUUUUAUUAAAUCGAAAGUCUGUGUCUCCAAUGGCACCUGCUCAUCGGGCUUUGCACCUUCAACAAGGAUCGAAAUUAUCUGGUACAACAUCAGACACCGGAUCUACGGGUCGAUUGGGUAUCUCAAGUUCAAGGACAUCGUCCAUUGACUCUGGAAAGCGGUGGAGCCAAGGUACAGAGCAGUGGGAUUCUCCGACUUCAGCGUCGUCCCCCAUGCGACCAGUAACUCCUCCGAGCAACCCACCCCCAACCAUGAAUGAUCUGGUCGAUAACUCACAAGAAACGAGAACUACAAUUUCCAAGUCAAUGUUUGCUGCAUCCAGAGCUUCACUGGAUGUAGGGGAUGAUACAUCUGAUUCAGAAGCGUCGAAGACACCUUCAAAGGGCACCCAACCUCGGUUCAGACGACCCUCAAAGCCUCCAACGAUCCGUACCGGUGAUAGUCUGCGAUCAGAGUUGACAAAGACAAAGACCAUCAGCCCGAGUUCUCUGAAUGCUCCCGAUGAUCACGACCUCGCUGCCCUGACUCCCCGCGCAGAAGAGUUUGACUCUAGUAGACCCACGUCACCUUCGCUCACGCUACCGCAAGAGGCUAUUGCUGAUACACCAUCGGCUGGUGUAAAGAGUAACCAAGAGCAUGGCCAUGAGCAGCCUGCUCAUCCGCGCAAGGCUUUGAAUAGUUCUUCUACGCAGCAAAGUGACAGCGCCGCUGAAGAUGGCGACGACGAAGGUUAUGACGAUCUACUCAGUGUUUAUGAAAGCGAAGAAGGCGGCGAUUAAUGGCAGACUAAUAUCUCCUUGCGGCGGACCCUUCACAGGUACUUAGAUGUAACAUUUCAUAUUAAUGUUUAUGGCUAGAUACUGGAACUAAGUAGAGAACCCCCAUGCGCCGCUCAGGAUUUACGCGACCUAAUAGACCAUGCUUAUGAAUCUGACAAGUGUGGGUGGCCGACAUCGGAUAAUUGUUUACGAAUUUCAUGUCUCGAUGGUUCCGAAGUUAUCUUGGUCUGCACCCUGUUAUAAACUUCGACCAAUACAGGAAGAUAAGGCAGGAUAUUCCGAUAUGCCACAUGCAAAGUCAUGGAACCAGAGCUAGAAUGUUUCACGGCCGCUAGAUAGUAGCGAAUGUCCCAUCGUCGCAGACCUUCGUGAAUGAUGAAGUUGUCCAAGGACGCUAGUGGAACAAAAUCCUUGGACACAUAAAACGUGCAUAGAGAUGGGAGACCAUGGUGUGACUCUAGCUGAAUGCCACGAAGGGGGAAAAUAAGAACGGAUUCGUGCAGAACCUGGCUGCACCUAUACCUGGCUAAAGCCAAUGUAGUGCAAGCUAUGACCAGAUGCGCCAAGAAACCUCCUCUGAGCUAACCUGUUGCCUUACAUCAGACAUCUACAAGGUAGAGCUAACCCUCACCUUUUCCCAUACGAGCGAAAGGGCUAGAAAGACUACCACAUCCCACCACUCCCAUGUAGACGUCCCGCGAACAAUUCUCCCACUCCCAUCACGGGCCAGCCUCCAAUUCUCAAUGCGGAAUUCCUGGUAUCCUGGAUGUUCUAUGACUGUCAGCUCUGGGUGGGUGUGAGGAAGAGGAUGAGUGAGUCGCAUGCAUUGAGAUAUCGACGUUGGCGUGUC